AUGGCCAUUUGUGGGGAUGCAAAGAUGCGGGGGGUUCUAUUCCGCUGCUGCUCUUCCGUUCCUGCUGCAACUGCUGUUAUGGCAGCAGUGGCAACGUUGGUGAUGCAUGCACAGGUGAAUGAGAGUGUGUAUUCUCUUGGACACCUCAUGACAGCAGUGGCUACUCGCUUCCUCUCCUCCUCACCUCCUCUCUACUGGUUCCUGGCCCAUCUCCUCACAUCAGCAAUUACCAUGCACUCUCAGACUGUGGCAACUCGCUUCCUCUCCUCCCCACCUCCUCUCUACUGGUUCCUGGCGCAUCUCCUCACAUCGGGACAUUCCAAGCAGUCUCAAUCCAAACCCCCAUCCCCCUCACCCCGCAAAUAUCUUCCUUUUGAGCUACAGGUAGCAACUCGCUUCCUCUCCUCCUCGCCUCCUCUCUACUGGCUCCUGGCCCAUCUCCUCACAUCGGGUGGCAACUCGCUUCCUCUCCUCCUCACCUCCUCUCUACUGGUUCCUGGCACAUCUCCUCACAUCGGCAAAUACCGAGCUCUCUAA
Closterium sp. Naga37s-1 is the source of this 537-nucleotide messenger RNA. The record is from the annotation of a GenBank genome assembly. NCBI's taxonomy places the organism in Eukaryota, Viridiplantae, Streptophyta, Zygnematophyceae, Desmidiales, Closteriaceae.